Messenger RNA from Hemicordylus capensis (graceful crag lizard), 9092 nucleotides. Its product is annotated as zinc finger protein 850-like. Gene Ontology annotation, molecular function: DNA-binding transcription factor activity, RNA polymerase II-specific; RNA polymerase II cis-regulatory region sequence-specific DNA binding. The transcript is spliced from 11 exons. The record is from RefSeq and is a predicted model, not a curated record. Lineage: Eukaryota; Metazoa; Chordata; Lepidosauria; Squamata; Cordylidae. Gene Ontology annotation, biological process: regulation of DNA-templated transcription. Bases 1270 to 5775 code for a protein of 1501 amino acids.
GGGGGUGGGGGGCAGGGGUGUGGAGAGAGGACGUGCAGGGGCGGAGCGCCAGUACUUCUCUGGCUGUUGGGGGGAGAGCAUGGCCGUGGGGGCUGUCACGGAGAGCGCCUGCACUUCUGAAUUUACAACUACAUCACUGGUGGUGGGGGGUUAGGGGAAUCCUUCCUGCCCGCUUCCUUGUUGUUCCCACCACUGGGGAGCUGCUGUCUCCUCUCCCACCCAAACACGCAGUUUUUCAGCCUCUGAGCCCUGAAGAGGCAACGGCAGGAUAUUAGAAAGCAGGUCCCAGAAUGCAAAAACCCAGAGGGGCCUGGGCAGACUUGGUUUCGGGGAUGAAGCGAGGGCUGGGUGGGGUGUCCCCAUUCAUCAGUGGGCAUUUGCAUAGAAGAGGGACUGUGCAUUGCUAGAAAGAGAGAGAUCUCCCCCUCCCCCACACGUACCUAGGUUACCCCCUCCCCCCCAAAAGAUGUUAUGUUGUACAAAUGUAUACAUGUUUAUAUACUCGUGUGAAUGUAUUUGGCACAUUGCUAUACCGACCCAUAUGCAAAUCUCUGGGCGGUUUACACACCCCUGAAUUGGGAAAGGAAGAGGAAGUGACUGUGAGAGAUCCCCCUACCCCAUAUCCAACCCUGGGACACCCAUACCCAGAGCUUCUUUUCCUCUGGUGUGCUUAUCCAGGAGGUCUCGAUGCGUCACUGCUUUCAAAUGAGUUUGCAUUUGUAGACUGCAGGAGGGGGUAGUCUUCCUGGAGUGCUUUGCUCAUGGGGAAAUGGUGAAGCAGUUGUGAGAGGGAAGCUCAAAGGUCAGCAGGGAGACAAACAGAAGGGGUGUGCUGCAUGGACUAUUGGCCAGUGACAAUCAAGCAGAGGAUCUCCCCCCCCCCCACCGCCCAACACCACACCACAGUCUCAGAUUUCUGCUUGAGUUUUUGCCAUUCAUUUGAUUCUGUUACAGUUGUUCUGAACUGCCCAGAGAACAGUUUGUUAUGGGGCGGCCAUAUAAAUAAAGUAGUCAUAGGAGUAGUAGUAGUAACAUUUAAUUAUUUGUUAUUAAAGAGAGAUAUCUUGAUUGCCCCCUAGAAUCACUCACUUUGUUUCUAAAACACCUUUCAGAUAUAACAGGACUGCACCAGUUUAGUGCUCCUGAAGAUGUUGGGCUACAACCAUCCCUUACUAUUGGCCACCUAAAUUGGCCACCCUGGUUAUUAUUGGUCAGUCUUUAUUUUAAGAGAGAGACAGAAGAGUAGGGAGAACGGAAUGCAGAGCAGAGAUGGAAAAGGAAUACUCAGCUGGCCCUGAAGCAGGAAGGGUCCCCAUCGUCAUGCAAACUAGGAGCAGUGAGGAAUUGUGGGAAAGAACUGUUCAGAAGAUGCUGGAUGAGGACACCACCAGCUCAACUGCAAAGCGCCAGAGACUCAGGCAAUUCUGCUACCAGGAAGUUGAGGGCCCCCGAGAAAUUUGCAGCCGAAUCCAUGGCCUUUGCCGUCAGUGGCUGAAGCCAGAAAAGCACACAAAGGCUCGGAUCCUAGACCUGGUGAUUCUGGAGCAGUUCCUGACUAUCCUGCCCCCAGAAAUGGAGAGCUGGGUCAGAGAAUGUGGAGCGGAGACCAGUUCGCAGGCGGUGGCCCUGGCGGAAGGUUUCCUCCUGAGCCAGGCAGAGGAGAAGAAGCAGGAAGAGCAGCAGGAUCAGAAGCCAUCCAAACUGGAUUCUGAUUUCUCCAUGGCAGAGAUAGCUUCAUUGGACCUUAGAGAGAGGUCACCAUUCAGGUGGAUCGUGCAAGAGAGUGAAGGAGGUGCCAUCUCACUUGGUGGCGAAGUCACACUGGCUCUUCCGUCCAGGCCUUCUCCUCUUUCUGGCAGAGCAGAGACAGCCUCUGUGCAACUGGGCCAGGGUCUGGUGACCUUUGAGGAAGUGGCUGUGUAUUUCACAGGAGAGGAGUGGGCUCUGUUGAAUCCAGACCAAUGGGCUCUGCAUUCAGAAGUCAUGGAGGAGAUCUGUGGGCAUCUGGCCUCUCUGGGCUCUUUUAUUCCUGCAGGUGAUGGAGGGGAGAAUGAGAGAGAGGGUGAACUACAGGAAAGGAAAACGGAAUCAGAUUAUCUGUGGGAGAAGAAAGCUGCUGCAUUGGAAUGCUGUGAUUUGCAUAAAAUUCCAGUUCAAAUAAAGGAUUGCAAUGGAAACAGAAGGAAUAAAUACCAACAAUGUGAAUUUUUUUUAAAUAGUAACUCAAGCCUUAGCAUACAUGAAAGAAUUGAUAUAGGCGAGAAAAAAUACAAAUGCUCGAAGUGUGGGGAAAAAUUCAGCCACAGGCCACAUCUUACUUCCCAUCAAAGAUUCCACACAGGCGAGAAACCAUAUCAAUGUUCAGAGUGUGGAAAGAACUUCAGCCACCGCUCACAGCUUACUUGCCAUAAAAGAAUCCACACGGGGGAGAAACCAUAUCAAUGCUCAGAAUGUGGAAAGUGUUUCAGUCAGCGAAAAUACCUUACGUGCCACCAAAGAAUCCACACAGGGGAAAAACCAUAUCAAUGCUCAGAAUGUAGAAAGAGCUUCCGUCUGAGAAAUGACCUUAUUUGUCAUCAAAGAAUCCACACAGGGGAGAAACCAUAUCAAUGCUCAGAAUGUGGAAAAAGCUUCCGACAGAGAAAAGACAUUACUUCACAUCAAAGAAUCCACACAGGAGAGAAACCAUAUCAGUGCUUGGUGUGUGGAAAGAGCUUCAGUGAGAACUCACAUCUUACUUAUCAUCAAAGAAUCCAUACAGGGGAGAAACCAUAUAAGUGCUCAGAAUGUGGAAAGAGCUUUCGCCAGAAGGCUAACCUUACGUCCCACCAAAGAAUCCACACAGGGGAGAAACCUUAUCAGUGCUCAGAAUGUGGAAAGAGUUUCCGUCAGCGAGGAGAACUUACAUCCCAUCGAAGCAUCCAUACAGGGGAGAAUCCAUAUAAAUGCUCAGAAUGCGGAAAGACCUUCAGCUACAGCUCACAGCUUACUUCCCAUCAAAGAAUCCACACAGGGGAGAGACCAUAUCAAUGUUUGGUGUGUGAAAAAAGCUUCAGCCACAGCUCACAACUUACUUGCCAUCAAAAAAUCCACACGGGGGAGAAACCAUAUCAGUGCUCAGUGUGUGGGAAGAGUUUCAACCGAAGCUCAAACCUAAACAAACAUCAAAAAAUCCACACACAAAAUAGAUCAUAUCAAUGUUCAGUGUGUGGAAAGAGUUUCAAUACACGCUCAGAUAUUACUUCCCAUCAAAGAAUCCACAUAGGGGAUAAACCUUAUCGAUGUAUGUGUGGAAAGAGAUUCAGGUCCCGCUCGCACUUAAACAAACAUCAAAGAAUCCACUUAGGUGAGAAAAAAUAUGAAUGCUCAGAGUGUGGAAAGAAAUUCAAUCACAGGCCACAGCUUACUUGCCAUCAUAGAAUCCACACAGGGGAGCGACCAUAUCAGUGCUUGCUGUGUGGAAAGAACUUUAGGGAGAUGUCACAUCUUACGAAGCAUCAAAGAAUCCACACAGGGGUGAAACCAUAUCAGUGCUCAGAAUGUGGAAAGAGCUUCCGUCAGAAGGCUCACCUUACUUACCAUCAAAGAAUCCACACAGGGGAGAAACUGUAUCGAUGCUCAGAGUGUGGAAAGAGUUUCCGUCUGAGAAAUGACUUUAUUUCCCAUCAAAGCAUCCAUACAGGGGAGAAACCAUAUCGGUGCUCAAAAUGUGGAAAGAAGUUCAGCUACAUCUCACACUUUACUUGUCAUCAAAGAACCCACACAGGGGAAAAACCAUAUCAGUGCUCAAUGUGUGGAAAGAGCUUCCGUCAGAAGCAGCACCUUACUUCCCAUCAAAGAAUCCACACAGGGAAAAACCCAUGCUUAUUAGCCCCACCAGUCUGGACAGUCUUUGCUUUAAGAGAGGAACUUGGAGAGGAGCAAGCCAAUCCUUCACUCUUCCUGGGAGCUGUCUUGGAGUACAGAGCAGAGAUGGAAGAGGGUGUCCUUGAAGCAGGAAGAGGCCCUCCUGCCAUGCAGGCUGAGAGAAGUGAGGAAUUCUGGGAAAGAACCGUGCAGAAGAUGCUGGGUGAGGAUGCCACCAGUUCGGUUGCAAAGCGCCAGAGACUCAGACAGUUCUGCUACCAGAAGGCGGAGGGCCCCCGAGAAAUCUGCAGCCGGAUCCACAGCCUUUGCUGUCAGUGGCUGAAGCCAGAAAAGCACACAAAGAUGCAGAUCCUGGACCUGGUGAUCCUGGAGCAGUUCUUGACCAUCCUGCCUCCGGAGAUGGAGAGCUGGGUCAGAGAAUGUGGAGCGGAGACCAGUUCCCAGGCGGUGGCCCUGGCAGAAGGUUUCCUCCUGAGCCAAGCAGAGGCCAAGAAGCAGAAAGGGCAAAAGUGGCAGAGGCCAUCAAAAGUGGAUCCUGAUUUCUCCGUGGAAGAGCCUGCUGCAACAGACCAUAGAGAAAGUCUGCUGUGCAGGUGGAUCGUGCAAGAGAGGGAAGGAGCUGCCACCUCGCUGGGUGGUGAAAUCACAUUGGCUCACCUGUCCAGGUCCUCUCCUCCUUCUGGUAGAGCAGAGACAGCAUCUCUGCACAUAGACCAGGGUCAGGUGACCUCGAAGGACGUGUUUGUGAAUUUCACAGAGGAGGAGUGGGCCUUGCUGGAUGCAGGCCAAAGAGCUCUGCACAGAGAAGUCACAGAGGAAACCUGUGGGCAUUUGGCCUCUCUGGAUGAUGGAUGGGAGAGUGAUAAAGAGGGUGAAUUGCAGGGGAGGAAAACAGAAGCAAAAUAUCCAUGGGAGAAGAAAGCUGUUGUCCCUGAAAUUCCAGUCCUAUCAAAGGAUUUCAAUGGAAAUGGAAGGAAUAAAAACCCUCAACAUGCAAAACUCAUAAAGAAUAACUCAAGCCUUCACAUGCAUCAAAUAAUUCAAACAGAUGAUAAAAAAUACAAAUGCUCAGAAUGUGGAAAGAAAUUCAGUAAGAGGUCGCAGCUUACUUACCAUCAGCGAAUCCACACAGGAGAGAAACCAUAUCAGUGCCUGGUGUGUGGAAAUCGCUUCACUCAGAAGGCUACUCUUACUUCUCAUCAAAGCAUCCACACAGGAGAGAAACCAUAUCAGUGCUUGGUGUGUGGAAAGUGCUUCAGUUUGAAGGCUAACCUUACCUCUCAUCAAAGCACCCACACAGGAGAGAAGCCAUAUCAGUGCUUGGUGUGUAGAAAGAGCUUCAGUCUGAAGGCUAAUCUUACCUCCCAUCAAAGCAUCCACACAGGAGAGAAACCAUAUCAUUGCUCAGAAUGUGGAAAGAGCUUCCGCCAGAAAAAAGAUGUCACAAUCCAUAAAAUAAUCCACACAGGGGAGAAGCCCUAUCAGUGUUUGGUGUGUGGAAAGAGCUUCAGUCAUAAGGUCAGCCUUACUAACCAUCAAAGCAUCCACACAGGAGAGAAACCGUAUCAGUGCCUGGUGUGUGGAAAGAGCUUCAGUCAGAAGGCUAACCUUACUUCCCAUCAAAGCAUCCACACAGGAGAGAAGCCAUAUCAUUGCUCAGAAUGUGGAAAGAGCUUCCGUCAGAAAAAAGACCUUACCAUCCAUAGAGUAAUCCACACAGGAGAGAAACCAUAUCAGUGCUUGGUGUGUGGAAAGAGCUUCAGUCAUAAAUUUAGCCUCACUUCCCAUCAAAGCAUCCACACAGGAGAGAAACGAUAUCGUUGCUCAAUAUGUGAAAAGAGCUUCCGCCAGAAAAAAGAACUUACCACCCAUAAAAUCAUCCACUCAGGGGAGAAACCAUAUCAGUAGGGCUGUGCAGGAACUGGUUUGGCAGUCCUUUUAAGAAGUACUGAACUGCUUUGGAAAUCCGGCAGCGGGGAGUUACCUUUAAUGUCCAUGGAGGGUGAUCUUAUUCCACCUCCCGCCGCAUUUCCCCCACUGGCGUUGCAUGCAAAAUCGGUUCCAUGGGGUGGAAGCGGACCCUCCUGCCGCCCCGGUGAACAUCUGACUGUCGCUCAUGUGCAUCUGCCACUUCUGGUCUGAUGCUCACUGGGGUGGCAAGAGGGUAUGCUGCCACCCUCUGGGACCAAUUUUGCACACAGCGCCGGUGGGAGAAAUGUGGCGGAGUGGUGGUGGUGGUAAGAUCUGCCCAAGAGACUGUUCCAGGUCUGUUAUGGGACUUGCAUCUGUUCUUCAGCCAUGGUCAUAGAAGGGGGACACAGGAGCCCUUGGUCUGUUUCGGUGAAAUAUGUCACUUCAUAAAGAUGUCCCUUCCAGCCUACCAGUGCAUAAGCAGAAUGCAGUACUGCUUAGAUUUCUGUGCAAAGAGAAGUGACUCUCUGAUUUUGCAUGAGGUACUGCAGACCCAUAAGCAGUGGGACACUGCUGUCAAGCACAUGGGCGCUACAAAGGCAGCAACAUGCUGGGAUAUUGCUGAUUGGAAGCAAGAAGCCACUAGCAGUGUGGAGCAGGGGCUAGCAUGUCGGACUUAGAGUCUAGACUGGGGAGAGCCAUCUUCAGAGCCUUCUAAGCCAGGAAUCUCACAGAAGAGGAACAUUGAGGCAGCUCCUAUCUCUUCAAUUUUUCCUUGUGGGGUUGGUGUGAGCAUGAAAUGGAAUUCAGUCCACCAGAAUCACAGAGAUUAAGAUUAACAUUAAGAUGCUUUGAAUUUUCGCCCGUGUUCUAAAAAGGGAAAUUACAAUUGAUUGCUUGAACUCUGGAAUCGAUUAGAGUGUUGAUUUUUAACCUCCAUGCCAUAUAAGCUGUAAAGACUUUGUAGCGUCUCUUGUAUUAUGCUGAUUGUAGAAAUGGGGCUGAAUGCUCCCACACUGUGCCUUGGUCUUUCCACCCGAGAUUGGGCAGGGGAGGGAUGCAUCCGGGCAGAAAUUCUAGCUGCUUCCCCCUCUGCAAUAAUUUGCCAGAGAUGUCCAUGAUGGAUUUCUGUCUGAUGCAUCUCCACAAGGCACAGUGUUUUCCCAAAGUGCCACCUGGAGUGUAAGUGGCCAGCCUAAAAGUUCAAGAGGUACCCGAUCCAGCCACAAUCAUUUCCUACAUAAGACGAGUCUUGCUCGAUCUGGCUCAAGGCCAAACUGUAGUGCAACAUCCUGUUUCCCACAGCGGCCUACCAAUUGUCUCUGGAAAGCCCCAUGAGCAGGAGGUGGAGGGGUGUCCCCUCUCAGGCUGUUGUGUCCAAAUAGUAUUCGGAGGCCACUGACCUCUGGAACUGGAGGUACAGAUACACACUGGAUUUGUCUGAUGCAGCUCUACAAGACGUAGUUUCCCCCAACAAAAUAUUGAAGCAAUCUUCACAAUUGCUGCAGGAGGCUACCCCCUUCUGCGGGGAGGAAGCCCGAAAGCACUUACCUCGCUGCAGAUGAUGACUGCCGCCUCUCUGGGAGGCUGGAUUGACUGCCCACAUGACUACCGGCUCCAUCACGGAGCCGAUAGGGGCGGCGGGGAUCAGGGGCCGCCUGGCCCCUGGAUGUCCUGUGCGAGUGCAUGGGGCAUUCUGGGGAGACCCCCAAGGCUGGGAGGCCUCAGCAAAACAAGGUUAAUGGAUUGCUCGCUCUGUUAACCUUGUUUAAGGGGAGGGGUUGGUAGGCAGGCUAGCUGCCGGGGAACCAAACGGGUUUGCCAGUGAGCACAGUGGUUUUCACGAUGGGAGAAAAACAGGCUGCGUUCCCUUAGCCUGGUUUUCCCCCAUCGUGAGAAUAGCCUCAUUAUGUAUUACUAGUAUUUUUUAGCCCGUUUUAAUAACGGGCUCUAGUGGGUGUGUGUGCUGCUCUUGUGUUCCAAAGCCCAAUCCUCUCCUUGGGCCGCCAGUGGGCCCAGUUCCCACGCUGCGGCGGCCGCCGCCAGCGGAACCGGUCUUCUCGCCGUGGCAGCCGCCGCCAGCGGGGCCAGUCUUCUCGCUGCGGUGGCCGCCGCCGCCGCCUUUCCCUGCUCCCUGCUCCCGGUGCCAGCGGGACCAGUCCUUCCUGCCGCCGCCGCCGUCUUUCCCUGCUCCCUGCUCCCGGUCCGGGAGCCAACAUGGCCGCCCGUGUCUGGGUGGCCGUAUCUUUCACGGAUGUUCUGGGCAUGCGCUCUGCGCAUGCCCAGAACGGCCGAGAAAGACACGGGCCGGAAAAGGACACGGGAUCACGCUCAAGGUGAUUAUUAUAUAGUAGCUAUCCAGGCAGAAAAUCAGAAUCUGUAGCAAAUUCAUGUAUUCUUCCAGGAAACCUUGUAUCUUCAGGCCACUGUGAUGCAAGGACUUUCUGGAACCUCUGAAUGGAGGAGGGAGGGAAGAUUGCCAGAUUAGACCUCUUCCUGUGAGACCACUGAAAUGCUUGAAGUGUGUCAGAUAUUCUGUUGGCACACAAACCAUAUUACAUCAGAGAGGGGAGGGCCCUUCUGGAAUGCCCUUGUCAUAGAAACCAGAGAAUCCUCUGUUUUGCAUGUUGGCCAGCUCUAACCCUGAGGUUCUGAGACAUUGAGGCUUUCCCCUCAACCAGCCUAACCCUACCUGGGCUGCCCCAAGCAGGGUUAGGCUGGCUGUGAGAAGUGGCAGGAUCCUCGCAGAUUCCUCCCCUCCCCUCCCGCCUAACCCCCUUAAUAAACCCGGGUUUUAGCUGAGAACUAAAGUUAAAGUUGGCUUUAGUUGGCUUUGGCUCUCGGGGACCAUGUGAUUCCUCGGGCUGCAUUCAGGAAUCACAGAUGGGCGCAUAGAGCUCCUGUCUGAGGGAGGAAAUCCCCAGUGCAACACAUGUGCUGCACAUUGCAUUGAGGGAUGUCUGGAGGCUGGAACAACAAGCUGCAAGGAGCAGGGCUGUUCGUGUGGGUGUCUGGACACCAAGAGUUCCCGAUUCAUGGGGGAUUCCCCUAAUGCUCCACACUUGCUGCAUGGUGUAUUGUGGGAUUCCUGGAGGCCAGGACUCAUUUUUCUGGCCUCCAGUGAUCUGUGCUGUCGGGAGCAGUGUGGAUCGUGAGGGCACGUGAUGACACACUGAAGAGGAGUCUACAGAUCAUCUGUGGGGAAGGUAGGCCAAGCCCUGCCUCUCCCGCCCCCAAUGCCUGCCUCCCCUGCUGCCGCCAUGGUAGUGUAAAUGACCUUACUGCCUAUUUCAUUAAAUUAUUUCCAAAAUGUA